Messenger RNA from Baudoinia panamericana UAMH 10762, 473 nucleotides. RefSeq lists its product as uncharacterized. Lineage: Eukaryota; Fungi; Ascomycota; Dothideomycetes; Mycosphaerellales; Teratosphaeriaceae. Bases 57 to 302 code for a protein of 81 amino acids. The record is from RefSeq and is a predicted model, not a curated record. The transcript has 2 exons.
GAGUGAGGCUCUGGUGGUCGACUUGCAAAACUUCUUCGGGAGCCGUGGCUAACUCGAUGACACCAACAUCUUGGCCCACCUCAGGUGUGUACUGGGGCUGUAUACCCGUUUGCUCGCGUGCCCCUCUGCGGCUUCCGAGAGUGUGCCAGGCUCGAAGUCUUGGCUCUCCCGAAGCCGAACACAUCGGCACACAUCCCCUUUCGUUCCACCCUCUCCCUCCCUCAUCUCCCUGCCGUCACAAGGUUCGGCUGUCUCGCUGUGAUGCAGAAUGCAGCGCAAAAAGGAGUCCGGCACCCCGCUGAAUGCCGACGAUGAAUAUUGCGGUUAUAUAACGAAGGGGGAACGUAUAACGGUCAGAGACCUUUUGAUAGUGCACUAGUGACGUGCUGGCGGGAUUAUGGUAGGUUAAAUUUGGAAGCCUUGCGGCCUCCCUUACCGUUGGCCCCGAGCCGUAUCCAUGCGGCAAUCUCGUG